AUGUCGGCCGAGUAUCCAACCAAGUCUGGGCUGCACACUUGGGUCGAUCCUGACACGCCCGAUGAUCGCAAAGUGUACACUACUUCUCGCGGACGACUAUGGGAACUCGUCAUGAGUGACGAGUUCAACGUAGCCAACCGCAGCUUCCGUCCAGGUGACGAUCACAUGUGGACGUCCUUAGAGAAACCGGACGGGGUCAAUGGAGCUCUCGAAAUCUACUCGCACAAUAUGACGAGCACCAGGUGCGACGACGAUGGAAACUGCUGCUUCUACAUCAAAGUAAUCAACGAUAACAUCGAUAUCUCGGUGUACAACAUGUACAAGCAUCCCCCGGGGUUUCAAACCGCAACGUUUUACUACCGUGCAGCUAUGGUGCAGUCCUGGAACAAAUUCUGCUUUCAAGGAGGCAUGCUUGAGGUACGCGCUCAAUUACCCGGUGCAGUCUCGACAGCUUCGGGUAAUCCAGACUUGUCCUUGGGGAGAAAUGGUCAGGUAACCGAGACUUCGUACUACCCGACAUGGCCUGGAAUUUGGAUGAUGGGGAACCUUGGCCGAGCGAUCUUUUCUGCCUCGACGAACCGCAUGUGGCCAUUCUCGUACAACCGGUGUGAACCAGAGCUUUUUGACCCGAGUAACCAGCGCAUCAAUGCUUGUGACGAUAGUCCAGGCUUCGGAUUGAACCCCAACCAAGGCCGUGGAGCCCCUGAGAUUGAUCUACUAGAAGGUGGCGGUCUUGCCAUCUCAUCUUCGCUGCAGAUUGCACCUGGUAUGCCGAACGACUUCCGUCUCUUUCCAGCCGACCCGGAUGGAGCCGAUGCUGCCAACCCAUACUGCGUGUACGCGUACGACUGCAAAACGGUCGGGGCUAACUUGAUCGAUGUGCCAACAGAGUACUACAAACAGAAGCGAGGACACAAGUCCUGGUAUCAAGGUCUUCGGUAUGCCGCAAACCACAAUUGCGUCAAGAAGAGUGCGAACAUCCAGAGCUUCGCUGCCGUUAAUGCAUCUGUUGCUCGAGGUAUUAAAACCAAUGCGUGUACUACGUCAACGUGUCCUGCUUCACUGGACGUCCACAGUGACUUGAGUCGCAUCGAUGGCACGGGCAAAAACCACUGGGGCAUCAACUUCAAUGGCACGUGCUUCCCAAUCAUGAACUCGUACAUGGGCUCCUACCUGUGUGACCCGGAUAACUCGGACGCGCGAUGUGCAAGUCCACGUAACUCGACCACAGCGAAAUCCAACGCUAUGGACCCGUUCAACUAUCAGAUGGAUGCCAUUUCGUCGAAUUGGCCCGUUCACCUCGGAGCUUACACGGACUUUCUUGUCUAUCAACUCGAAUGGGUCACUGGCGUAAAGGGGUACGUGCGGUGGAUGCUCGAUGGCAGUCCGCUCUUCGAAGUGACAGCAGAUGCGUUCUCGAAUGUGCCUCAGAAUGCAAAGCGUAGCAAUCCGAAGAAAGUGAUGCUCGAGGAACCCAUGGCGGUUAUUCUGAACGUCGCGCUUUCGAGUUCAUGGGGAACAUCGCCGCCAAAUGCUGGCAAGAAUUGCCGCGGUGACGGGGUGGACAAGACUGUGAACAGAAUCUGCGAUGAGUUUCCGAUGUUCAUGAAGAUCGACUACAUUCGGCUAUACCAGGACCAAAGUGACGAUCUCGAUGCUGAUAACUACAUGCAAGUUGGCUGUGAUCCAAAGAGUCACCCUACUAAGGAAUGGAUCGAGGGUCACCUUGACGAAUACCAGGAUACUGAUAACCUCGUGACGGAGGUGGUUGGCAAAGCUUUCUGCAAAACGGACGAUGACUGCACGGUUAGAGGCAACUACACGAAAACGACACUCGUGACAGGGUCGUGUUUGAACUCACGCUGCACCUGUUUGUACCCGAGAUCGUGGGCCGGGCCUCGGUGCACGAUCGCUCAGGCCGAGUCCACCUCGUCCCGUGCCUCCUCUCGAGUUUAUGGCCCACCUAUUCCGCUCGCCUUCCUCGUUGCUGGCAUCGCCUAUUUCCUGACAUUCCUGUCAGUGUGGACCGGCAUGAGGUCGACUGCAAAAAGGAACAAAGUGCUGGACGAGGCCGACACGGCGGUAAGAAAAGACCUGGAUACUCGAGUUGCAGACUAG
Peronospora matthiolae is the source of this 2118-nucleotide messenger RNA. The record is from the annotation of a GenBank genome assembly. NCBI's taxonomy places the organism in Eukaryota, Oomycota, Peronosporomycetes, Peronosporales, Peronosporaceae.